Molecule: messenger RNA, 874 nt
Organism: Cotesia glomerata
Lineage: Eukaryota; Metazoa; Arthropoda; Insecta; Hymenoptera; Braconidae
Exons: 2
Coding region: 260-793 (177 amino acids)
Source: RefSeq, a predicted model, not a curated record
AAAUUAAUCUAUAAAAUACUACGGGAAACCCACAAAAAAUAAUGUUUGACGUAAGUUGUUGACUAGUAACUCCAAUUUUGUAGUAUUUCAUGAUGCUGAUAUCAUUAACUGCGUAAGCAUGAUGUAAACCAACGAGAUUUUUCUCCAAUAUCCACUUCUUCAUCGUCUCUCAUUGUAUUUAAGCACCUUCCGUUCGACACAAUAUCAGUUUGACUAGAUCUUCAAUCGACUAUAGUCUAUAGACAACAAACACGAAAGCAUGAUGAUGAAAGCAAGUCUUCUAAUAAUCGCAGUCCUGGGAUGCGUGUCCGCUAAAGUGAUCAAGAUUCCUCCGACUUCUGCUCCAGAAAGUGCAGAAGGUUCAGUGCCUAGUAGAACCUGGAGCCUGGAAAUAAAAUACAACACAUCACCUGCAGAUCUAAAUACCGACUUUGAGCCACCGCAGCCUUGGAUUAUGAAGCCCGUUGGGGAGUUCAGUGAUGUCAACCUGAAAAACAGCAUCAGGAUCAGGGUUCCUAAUAACUUCUUUCAGAACGCUCGAGAUGAAAUUUAUGCUUGUGGAAAUGACGGGUCGACUAGAUAUUUCUACCUAGAGAAUCUUGAAGGCUCUUCUUCUGUGUUUACUUAUCCUUCGAAAAGCACCGGAAUUGCUGAUGAUUCUGAGCUUUGGGAAGUGGACACAUCAAAAAGGUUGGAAGGAUACGAAGGUAGAAAGUCGGUCAGGUAUGAGUUCUCCAUCUGGCCAGCAAACUCUACGAAGGAAAAAAAUUUUGUGGAAUAUUGGAACGAGUAGGAUGUAAUUACACAAUAGUGUGAUAAGAAGACUGUUUAUAGAUAUAGUAUGCAUGAAAAAUUUGACAUAUUUAAAUGUUAA